Molecule: messenger RNA, 1274 nt
Organism: Homalodisca vitripennis (glassy-winged sharpshooter)
Lineage: Eukaryota; Metazoa; Arthropoda; Insecta; Hemiptera; Cicadellidae
Gene: Ccz1
Product: vacuolar fusion protein CCZ1 homolog
Exons: 8
Coding region: 213-1259 (348 amino acids)
Biological process (GO): vesicle-mediated transport
Cellular component (GO): Mon1-Ccz1 complex; intracellular membrane-bounded organelle
Source: RefSeq, a predicted model, not a curated record
UUUACUUAGUAUCGUUAUUAGUUGUCACACACGAUCGACGUCAAUUUGUAGGUUAUCUUUCAUGUUUGAUUAAUGAGUUGGUUAGUAAGAAAAUGUUUAUUCUUUUAAAAACAGUAAGACAUAAUAGAUUGCAAGUAUACAUUUUACAGAAAAUUACAAUUUUAUGUUAGUGUCCAAUUAAUUUAGCUGAUUGAUGGUACCAAAACAAUGAUAUGAUGUCCGAUCAAACUGAGUUGUCGUUGAAACACUUUUACGUCUACAAUGAAUGUUUUGGCAAAAACGAGGGCGAAGAGGAGCAGAAGAUAAUGUAUUAUUUUCCACCUAAAGUAAAAAUGGAUGAUAAGAUGAAAAAUGUUGGUCUCAGUGAAGCGAUCAUCCAGUUCACGAAAACAUUCAGCAAGAAACGGUGCUGUGAAAGCCUGCAUUCAGAGAAGACCAGACAUUAUUACUUCUCUCCGGAAGUUAACUUUUACAUGGUCAUGACUGUGAACGUACCCACAAGAACUAGUGUAGAAGGCAAGACCUACCAUGGGGAUGAGGUGCAGGAUAGUGUGUGUCUUGCUGUGGUGAAGCAGGCAUACCUCAUGUACAGGCUCUUCCACGGCACGUUCUCCAGCCUGCUGGACUCCAGCGGUGGAGACACUACCCCACUUAAGCAGAGACUGGAGUCGUUCUUUAACAGGCACUUACCCACCAUAAAACUGCAGCACUGUGAUAUAAUGGACAUCUUUCAAGGCGUCCAGUUCUUGCCACUAGACAAACAAACAUUCCUGCACAUUCAGUGUUUUGUGAACUUACUAGAGGCUUCGUUCCCUGUUGUGGAGUUCACUGCGUUUCUCUACAAUGACAGGCUUAUCUGGAGUGGGUUGGAGCCUGAAGACAUGCAGGUGGUGUUCCACUACCUUGUCUACACUCUGCUACCAAAGUUCUCGGAGACUGAAGCGAUACCAAAUGGGAGUGUCCCUACACUAAGCAGCUAUGGCAGUACAGUGUUCCAAUAUCUAGUCAACACUCUGCUGCCAAAGACCUCGGAAUCCGAUGCAAUCCCCAAUUGGAGUGUCCCUACAUUGAGCAGCUAUGGCAGGUUUUUAACGGGUCCAGAAAAUGUUCAUAGCAACAGCAACAAUGUUGGAAAAGUUCCUAAACUGUUCCUAAGUCACGUGAAACCUUCCCCCGGAACGUUCCACAUCGUGGCUUACAGAACGUCAAACUGCACAGUCUGCCUCUUCAUACCAGGUAACGUAUUGUAUGUUCAAUGAAUUUGAAAUUCUUAC